Patella vulgata (common limpet) is the source of this 1176-nucleotide messenger RNA. RefSeq names its product sushi, von Willebrand factor type A, EGF and pentraxin domain-containing protein 1-like. The transcript has 6 exons. The record is from RefSeq and is a predicted model, not a curated record. Lineage: Eukaryota; Metazoa; Mollusca; Gastropoda; Patellidae. Bases 121 to 1176 code for a protein of 351 amino acids.
GUACCAGCUUAUUCUAAUGAUAGACAGUGUGUAUAUGAUGUCAGUACUCAGACUUAUAAACUUGAUGGAGACUUUACUUGUAGAGUAACUGACUGUGGUGUACCAGAAGUUAGUGAUGGCAUGCAGACACCUACAACUACUAGUACACAGGCGGGUAUUGGUUCAUUUACAUAUACAUGUAAAUCAUUCUAUGUACUUGAUGGUGCUGCAGGACAAGGUGGUACUACAGUAACAUGUCUAGCAAACGGACGAUGGGAUUUCGGUACUCUCAGGUGUUUACCUCAAACCUGCCCUGACUUAGGAGUACCACUUGGUGGUGUAAGAGAUUCAAUUGCCUACAGUAUCAACGACCAAGCUAAAUUUAGUUGUCUGAGAUCAGGCUUCCAGUUGAGUACUACUUCAGCAAUAGCUUGUCUUCAAAAUGGUGCCUCUGUACAAUGGAAUGAAACUCUACCGACUUGCCAAGAUGUUACUUCACCAAUGUUUACCAACUGUCCACAAACACCCAUUUCUAUAACAAAAUAUGGAAGAGUCUCUUAUACCAUUCCUAGUGCUACUGAUAAUUCUAAUUCUUUAUCUGAUCUAACUGUAAAUCCAGCAUAUUUUCGACCUGAUAUACCGGUACCUGAUAGUAUUAAAGUAACUUACACAGCAACUGAUCAUUCUGGACAACAAGCUUUAUGUAGUAUUAAUAUUGAAGUUAAAGAUGAAAUCGCACCAACUGUUCAAUGUCCAGCUUCUAGAACAAUUGUUAUUGAGAAUGCUGCUCAGGCUACAACUGUAACAUGGACAGACAAUGAUCUGGUCAUUUUAAAUGAUAAUGUUGGAGUGACAUCAACAAUAUUCUCACCGUCAUCUCUAGCAUUAAGUUUGUCCGAUGUAGGAUCAGUUAAUUCUGUAAUAGCUCGAGUUCAAGAUGCUGCUGGAAAUAUGGCUUCCUGUAGAUUCCAAGUAACUGUUGUUGGAAUCUGUCAGCCUGAUUAUCUGGGAAAAUCUAUAAAUGGAAUAAAGAAUUGUAUGUUAAAGGGAAAUGGUAAUGGUUAUACUUGUGCUAUAUCAUGUAAGCAAGGAUAUUAUUUUAAAAACGAAUAUCCAGGGGAAGUUUUCACCACAGAAUGUGAUUUUGGCGGAAAUUGGACUCAAGGAGAAAUACCUCAUUGUGCAGGUAAGUUUUGA